AUGGAUGACUUGUAUUUAGACGUCACAGCCGACUAUGUAGACGAGUGUAAAAUAACGCAAAUGAGUUAUCAUUCAUUCACUCCGUACUCAAACAUGUCUUUAUCAAAUAACGAUGAAAUCAGGAUAAGUGUUUUGAAUAUGGACUCUUUACAGUUUAACACUUUACUGUGCGAAAGCUAUAUUUACAUCGAGGGCAAAGUGAACAAACCUACCGAUGCUGUUGGAGAAGUACGUUUUUCAAAUAAUGGAUUGGCAUUUUUAUUCUCUGAAAUGCGAUAUGAAAUAAACGGAAUAGAAAUACAGAAAUUAAAAUCACCUGGAGUUUCGUCUUGUUUGAAAGCAUACUGUUCGUAUACUCCAAACGACUUGAAUGCACUAGAAAACGCGGCCUGGGAUUCAGCGAUGGAUAGCGAAGACAAUAAAAAUUUUAUGCCCAACGAUGUAUUUACCGGGUGUAUACCUCUAAAACAUUUAUUCGGAUUUUGUGAAGACUAUAAAAAAAUAUUGCUUAAUUGUAAUCAGCAACUGAUUUUAAAUCGCGCAUCUAGCGAUCUUGAUGCGAACACGUUGUUGGUGAGGGUGCGACUGCAACCGUUGAUAAAAAUAAAAAAAUUAAAAUUGAACUUACUAAGGUGA
Metopolophium dirhodum (rose-grain aphid) is the source of this 636-nucleotide messenger RNA. RefSeq lists its product as uncharacterized. The transcript has a single exon. The record is from RefSeq and is a predicted model, not a curated record. Lineage: Eukaryota; Metazoa; Arthropoda; Insecta; Hemiptera; Aphididae. The coding region runs from base 1 to 636 and encodes 211 amino acids.